UGUUUCUCUUUAAUUCUGCGGCAUCUCUCUCACUGUAUGCGGGCCUGCUGCUCUGGAGGAGGGCGGGCCGUGAAGCACAAUGAGCACAUUUCGGACAGUAAACUAACUGAUGCGACAUGCACGGCGCACGGAUGAUUUCAGCACGCGGCUGCUCUAACUUGGUUUUCAUUGAUUGGAUUUGGGAAUGGGCACGCGGCGGAGCUGCAAGCUGAACCACACGGGCUCGUGCUGCUGUCUGAAAACUGACCUCGGGUAAACCCUCAGAGGCUCCGCGGACUUUGGAGGGAUUCUGCAGAGGUGGGUUUUUUUUGCGCAGCACGGAAACUCUGGCGCAACACAAAGAGGGAUGAUCCGCUGACAACACGGAGCGAAACUACUAUCAUUAAGGGACGCAUUGGUGGCUCGUGCAUCGGUGCAAGAUGAUGUCACUAAUAGAUCUGGACGAUGAUCAGCGAUGGGUGCCCACUCAUGUGAAUGUCACCGUCCUCCGCGCGAGGGGACUGCGCACCAAGGGCAAGCACGGCAGCCGCUACCUCUACACCAUCAUCCAGGUGGGGAAGGAGAAGUACACCACCGGGCUGGUGGAGAAGGCGGAGGUGCCCGAGUGGAACGAGGAGUGCUGCUUCGAGCUGCUCCCCGGGAUCCUGGAGGACGGCGGCCGUGGCGCCUACCCCCCGGGGAGCGGAGACCUGGUCCUCACCGUCAUGCACCGGGUGCUCAUCGGACUGGACGUGUUUCUCGGUCAAACCAUCAUUCCCCUCGAUAAGAUCUUUCAGGAGGGGAUGUGUCCUCGAGAUGAAUGGUUUAAGCUCAACUCCAAGGCGGGGAGAAAGGAGAAGGAACGCGGUGAACUCCAGGUGACGGUCCAGUUCACACGCAACAACAUGACAGCCAGCAUGUUUGACCUCACCAUGAAGGACAAACCUCGCUCUGCUUUUGGCAAGCUCAAGGACCGCGUCACAGGGAGGAAGAGGGGGGACAUGGAGUCUUCCUCGGCCAUCGUGCCAGGCCGCUACGCCGCCCUGUCAGGCUCCCUGCCGUUUGGGGAGGAGAUGGGCGGCGGGGGGCCGGUGGAGCCACGAGAUGUGGAGAUAGCAGAGGAGAAGAAGAGCAAGAUGAAAGAUUUCUUCAAAGGGAGAUUGCGUAAAUCGUCUGACACCAGGUCAUGCUCAUCGCUGGCCUCGGAGAGCAGCGUGUCCUCCAUGGCCAGUGAUAACCCCGGCCCUCCGCCCUGCCUGGAUCUGAUGUCAGACCCUCCCAGCUCCCCCAUCUACACGAGCAAAGUGAGAGUGGACGCCCUUUAUGGAGAGACAGAUUUAGCUAAAAAAGUGCUCACCAGUCAGCACACCACAAAGGUCCUCACACACAAGCGAGCCUUCAGCGAUGAAGCCAGUAAGAUCUCGACAGCCUUCCCUCGACCAAACCUCGCCGUGGAGUCUCUGAAGGGUCAGACCAUGACUCAGUCCAAGUCUUCCUUGUGUAUAAACGGCAGCCACGUCUACGACUCCGAGCCGUCGACCCCAAAGAGCUUGGGCGCCCACCAGUCCAAACUGGUCCUGCUGGAGAAGUGCUCCCCGCUCUCCCGCUCCCUGCAGAACCUCACCAAGAGAAGCGACGACAAAGGUUCCUUUGCCGAUGGCCGACGCUGGUCCUUUGACAAGAUGAAGAAAGAAGAGGAGGAGAAGGAAUCUCAGGCGUCGUCUCCUCCGGUUCAGCAAGCUCAGAUGGGGGGUCGCCCCUCGCCGGCAGACAUCCCGAUCAUCUCCUCUGGUGCUUUGUCACCUGACAAAGGCAGGAAGCUACGAAAGACGUUAUUCUCUGGAGGGAGGAGUGAUUCUCUCCCGGCCAAGUCAGACCUGAACCAGUCUGGUUCUACGUCUGAGGGGAGGCUCAGGGGCUGGUUUGGCUCCGGUGAGUCCCAGAACAAACCAAGGCUGGAAGUUUCUCCUAAGGUAGAAAGCAGCUCAGACGUACCCCCUCCCCUCCCUCCUCGCUCCCCUGUACCCCCUCUCCCUCCGCCUCCCCUCUCCGGUCAUAUGUCACCUGACGACUGCAAUCACACCAACCCCUUCACCCCCUCCUUCCCCUCCUCAACCCCCAUCUCCCCCUCCAACCCCUUCCCCUCACGUAUGCAGCGCAACCCCUUUUUUGAGGAUCUCAUAGCAGAAGAGUCCCAGCAGUCCUCUUCUUUCGCGCCUUGCUCCUCCUCUGGCUCCUCCCCCUUUCAUUACACCACUCUGCCCUCGCAGCCCUGCACACCCAGCACUGCUUGUGAUGCUAAUGCUACAAAUAUGGCUUCCAUAAAGCGGGAGCGCCCCAGGCCGGUAGCUAGACAGAUAUCUCUCCCUGCGUUAAUACCCAAAGCAGCUACACCCAACCCCUCCGCCCCUCGCUCCAUGUCAGAGAGCGCGGGAGAAUGGGAUGACUCGUUUGAUGCCUUCGCCUCCAGCAGGCUCAACUCACCGAAAGGAAGUCUUCCUCAGAAACAGAGAACCAGUCCGACUACAUCUUUUAAUAACCACACUAAUAAUCACGCACAAGAGCUGCAAACAUGUGAAGAGGAGCCUCCACCGUUGCCUCCGAGGAGACUUUUAAGAACUUCUGUGAAUGAGAUUUACUCAGACGGUUGGCUGCACCGCGGUCAAGAGCUGGCCGUCCAUAAAGAAGCUUACCUGCUCUCACAGACCGGCGUGGCCUCGCUGCAACGUGGACGAGAAGGAGAAUGCAAAAGAAACAGCAUAUCCCCGGACCCGCACACAAGCAGCGAGACCUCCGACUCCCUUAGCGUCAACUCUCAGUCGUACACAAAUAUGACAACACCUGGAUUCGUCUCUGAAGAGAAGCUCAAAAAGUUCAAAUAUGAACCUUUGGAAGAUGAAACUGACUGCUGGGGAGGGAUGCUGUUCGAGCAGGACCUGUAUGGACGAGUGUGUAGAGGAAACUACGGACAUCGUUUAUCGUUGAAUGCUGAAGAAACAGCUGGAAAUAAGAUCCCAUCGGUGAACUCUGGACCUAAAAUACUUCUUGACAGUGAGAUAUCUGUUGCAGACCUCUUGAACAUGACCUCCAUUACUACUUCAAAGUCAGAUGCAAAAGUGCUAGAUGUUACAACCAGUCCAAUGGAGGAGACGGAGUCUAAUUCACCUGAAAACACAUACAUCGACAAUAAUGUGUCUUUCUCGCUGACCCUAGGAGAUCUGAACCUGAAUAAUUCAGAUUUUGGUUUCAUUGAUUCGGAUGGUUCCUCGCAGUCAGAGGUAGCGGAUACUCUUAAAGCCACAAAGAGUUUUCCACCACUGCCAGAAGCUUCACAGAUUUCGGCAUACCAUGUAGAGACGGCGACCACACCUGAGGACAUGUUCACUUUGAAGGACACCUACAUACCUGAGCUGAACUCUUCCUUUGAGAUGACCGCGGCGUCAAACAAACUCUUCAAAGUCUCUCCGAUUUGCCAAGACAACUGUCAAGAUCGACAGUGUGAUUUGAACAAUGUGGCGCCGCAUGGUGACUCGAGGGGGAACAGCAGAGAGAUCGCUGCUUUGUCAUCACAAAAUCAAACAUUUAACCCAACCGAUUUUGAAACUGAAUCCAAAGAAGUUACAUCAAGAAAUGUGGAUGAUUUCAAAAAGACACAAAAGGACUUUGAUGAUAACGGGAACCCACAAGCCAAAACACAUAACCAGAAUGAGACCUUUCCUGGCAUUGUUAGUGCACGUUUCAGACCAAAAGGAGUUUCCCGACAGAACAGCAGCGGCAGCCCGAGCAACCAAAGCAAAAGCGGAGACAGAGAGUUCGAACAGUUCUUAUCCCUCGUUCAAAAUAUUUCCGAGGUCAGCGAAGGACCGUUGUCAUAUCAGCCCUCGAAAACGGCUCUCUCUUCCCUUCUGGCAUUAGUGGAUAGUAGCACCAACAACACAACAUCACACGUAUCUUCAACAGACAACACAGCGACAGAAAAAUCCUCUGAUAUCAGUUUUGAAGACCUCCACGCUAAAGUAGCACCAAACUCCAGAACCCCUUCAAAGUCAAAGAUUGGGCAAUCUUUGCAGGAACCCUCUCCUCCCUCCAUCCCUCGUGCACUCUCCCUGUCCGCUGACACACCAGCUACCCCUGUCUGUUGCCCCUCCAUACAUCCCUCAAGCAUGGGGCCCAGUGCUGGAGCCACUCUGGCUGUGGCCCCCUACACCACCUCCUCCUCCUCCACCACUGACCAGCCCUUGGUCGAUGCACGGCACUCACUUUUCCCUGAGGAGACACAGCCAGCUAGCAACCUGCCCCGUCAGGAGAGCAGACCUCAUCCAGUGAAGCCGUUGACCUCCAGCCAAUCGGAGAAGAAGGAGAGUCGUUCGGUUCUGGAGAAGUUGAAGUCCACCAUCAACCCUGGACGCAUCGCCCACCAGGUUACAGCGGAGCCUGAGAAGAGUCAGGAGGUGACAGUGGACAACUCGGCCCAGUACCAACACCUGACCAACAUGGAGCUGAUCUCCCUGCUGCUGCAGCAGGAGAUGGACAUGCAGAAGCAGCAGGCGGCCUCCGAGCAGCAGGCGGCGCAGCUGCAAAAAUGUGAGGCCGAGCUGAAGAAGGUGAAGUUACAGGUUCGAGACCUGGAGGACUACAUUGAUAAUCUGUUACUUCGGAUCAUGGAGCAGACGCCCACAUUACUUCAAGUGCGCAGCAGACACAAGUGAUGACAACACUGGUGUUGAAUACUGUUUCCUCAAGAGCGGAGGCAAAACACAGGGUUGUUAUUAAAGAUCUGGAAUCACUGUUCCAGAGACAGUUACAGUCAAACAAACGCUCCAAAAAAUCCGAUCUCACAUCCAGGUCUCCUCACUGCUGAUACUGCCUUGUUGAUGUAGACACGAUAAUAUCCAACAUGCAUGCUGGUUACUAUCCCAAUUUGGCACGAAGAUGAAUUACUGUGAGAGAAAAAGCUUCAAUCAAAGCUCAGUGAUUAUUUCAGCCAUGCUUUGUAGAAUAAUUUCAAGUAGUCAGCCGUCAAUUUAAACUUUAAACUCACUGCUUUCUCACAUGCUUAAAAUAAAAUACAGGCCGGAUAAAACUUUUUAGGAGAGCAUUAAAGCUGCUCUUUUGGGGUUAAUGUAGUUCUUGUGGCAAAAUAUAACGUUAGCUCAAGUAACCUUUUAAAUUACAGCUGUCGAAGUGCAAAAAAAUUUUGACACACUUUCCUCUCAGACUUUUUUUCUGAAAUGCCAAGUGCAGAAAGGUUAACUCGAGGUAAUUGCAUAUUUUCAAACUGAAUUUAAGAAAUGCUACAAAAAAAAGCAACACGUCAUAAAAUGCUGCGCUGCAAUGUGAAUACUAUGAGAAGAGACGUUUCUGCAUCGCUGUAUGAUAAGCAAAACACAGUAUUCAUAUUUGAGUCUGUUCAUGUUUGACUAAAGGAGAUGGAGACUUAUUGUUUGCAUUUUGUUUCUUUGUUUCAUCAUUUUUGCCACUUUAUUUUUUUUAAUAGCAAAAUCUUAUUGUAGUAAUAAAGCAUCAAUGCAGCAGAUAAGAGUAAAAUAAGUUAUUUCUAUAAAACACUUUUGCCAUGACAGUAUAUAUACUAAUGUCACUCUAGCCCCACUGUAGCUACUUGCAAUGCUUUACAUGACCGCAGUACUGUACUGUAAUAAAAUAAAAUGCACAUA
This is a messenger RNA of Plectropomus leopardus (leopard coralgrouper), 5654 nucleotides long. It is a transcript of the gene rab11fip5b, whose product is annotated as RAB11 family interacting protein 5b (class I). Gene Ontology annotation, biological process: regulated exocytosis. Gene Ontology annotation, cellular component: phagocytic vesicle; recycling endosome; secretory granule. NCBI's taxonomy places the organism in Eukaryota, Metazoa, Chordata, Actinopteri, Perciformes, Serranidae. Gene Ontology annotation, molecular function: small GTPase binding. The record is from RefSeq and is a predicted model, not a curated record.